Molecule: messenger RNA, 678 nt
Organism: Penicillium expansum
Lineage: Eukaryota; Fungi; Ascomycota; Eurotiomycetes; Eurotiales; Aspergillaceae
Exons: 1
Coding region: 1-678 (225 amino acids)
Source: RefSeq, a predicted model, not a curated record
AUGCGUACCUCAAUUUUCCUCGCUACGGCCCUUGCUACUCUCGGUACCCAAGCCGAUGACACCAGCAGCGCCAUCAUUGGCUACUUCUCUCCUUCUUGGGAUGCAGGCUUUCUCCAGUACGGGGGUUGGACAAGCACUGCCGCCAGCCUUGUUACCUAUAACACCAAAGCCGCCACAUACCAUGUCGGCUGUGUGAAAGACGCUCCUAAGACAGAUUGCGACUAUCCCGCUUCGUGGACGAUCAUCCAAGGCCCUGAGACAGUCAGCGUCACCGGAGAAUAUAUAGCAACCACCUCGGGCAAGUCAACCAGCUAUGAUCUCACUCUCACCCAAUCCUACGAGUGCUCUCUGAAAGCUUCAACGGAGUCUGCCAGCUGUACCAUGAGUUUGGGUGUGAACGGAUCCUUUAAUGGAGGGAAAUAUGCGUCUUCCACCUCCAGCAAGGCGACCUACACCACAGCGCCGAUGUCUGAGUCAUACUACCAGUUGACGGUAACCGCCGGAUUGGAUUCGGUUAUCCUGACCGGGCCAACCCAGACAACUACGAGAACUUCUUCGACCACAUCUUCGACCACAUCUGUCGAGACAACUCAGUCAACCGGCGGUGCUGCUGGACCUGUCGGUGCUUUAAUAACAGCUGCUCCCAUGGUUGCUGCUGCAAUGGCUGCCCUGCUGUGA